This is a messenger RNA of Hibiscus syriacus, 2746 nucleotides long. RefSeq names its product kinesin-like protein KIN-14N. The transcript has 17 exons. Gene Ontology annotation, molecular function: microtubule motor activity; microtubule binding; ATP binding. The record is from RefSeq and is a predicted model, not a curated record. Lineage: Eukaryota; Viridiplantae; Streptophyta; Magnoliopsida; Malvales; Malvaceae. Gene Ontology annotation, biological process: microtubule-based movement. Bases 28 to 2598 code for a protein of 856 amino acids.
UGUAAAGAUUCUUUUUUGAGGGAAUUCAUGAGUGUCCUUUGUUUGAUUCAUCAUCACCGUCAUCAUCAUCUUCCUGGCAGUAAAAGCAGCGGCCUUGAUAUUGGUGGCUUUGAAUGCAAUUCACGGUCCCGUCUAGAUCCUACGAUUUUACUACUACCAACAUCCCAUACCCUUCUCUUUUAUGUUUCUCUUUCUUCCAAAAUGGCUUCAAUGAAUCAUAACAAAACCCAUUUCCCAUAUAACACCAGCCCCUCAACUACCACGGCCCCAAGCCCUUCAAAAAAGAAAAACAUUGCUGAUGAAGUGAGUGGAGAAAAGGGACAGAAGCUUGAAUUUGAAAAAAUGGUUGGCAGUGCAAGUAAUGGUAGGCUUCGGCUAGCUUUUUCACUUGUAAAUGGCUCCCAAGAUCUAAGCCUCACGCCGGCGAGUACUGCCGGUUCCGAAUGCGGUGCGGUUGAGUUCACUAGAGAAGAUGUGGAGGCAUUAGUGAGUGAGAGAAUGAAAUCCAAGAACAAAUUUAACUAUAAGGAGAGAUGUGAAAACAUGAUGGAUUAUAUAAAGAGGCUUAGGCUUUGCAUUAGAUGGUUCCACGAACUUGAAGGAGAGUUUGCAUUUGAACAAGAGAAAUUAAGGUGUGCUUUGGAAUUGACUGAAAGGAGAUGCCAUGAAAUGGAGGUGGCUCUUAAAAACAAGGAUGAAGAACUGAAUUUGGUAAUUUUGGAGCUUAGAAAAAGCUUAGGUUCCUUACAAGAGAGCCUCGUGAAAGAAGAAUCCGAGAAGAAGGCUGCAACGAAUUCUCUUUUGAAAGAAAAAGAAGCUUUUAUUAGUAUUGAAAGAUCAAAGGCUUCUCUCUCAGAAGAGCUUGAUAAAGCUCAAGCUGAGCUCGAUGGUGCCAAUCAAAGGAUAGCAUCAAUAAAUGAUAUGUACAAGCUACUACAAGAAUACAACUCGAGUUUACAGUUAUAUAACAGCAAACUCCAGACGGAUCUCGGUGAAGCUCAUGAAACCAUUAAGCGCGGGGAGAAAGAGAGAUUGAACAUUGUGGAAAAUCUUCAUACCUUAAGGGGUCAACAUAAAUCAUUGCAAGAUCAACUCACUUCAUCUAUGGCUUCCCAAGAAGGGGCUAUGAAGCAAAAAGAUGCUUUGCUAAAUGAAGUCACGUGUCUUAGAAUGGAGCUACUCAAGAUUAAAGAUGACCGGGACCAAUAUCAACGAGAAGCACAAAAUCUAGCCAUUGAAGUAUCAAAAUACAAAGAGUUGGCAACCAACUCAAGUGAAUUAGAGGUGAAAUGCUUGUCUCAAGGUAAUCAAAUACAAAUUCUGCAUGAUCAAUUAGCGGUUGCAGAGAGGAAAUUACAGAUGUCUGAUAUGUCUGCACUCGAGACAAAAAUUGAGUUUGAAGGGCAAAAGAAACUCAUAAACGAGUUACAUAAAUGCUUAGAAGAUGCAGAAUUUAAGCUUGUAGAAGGGGAGAAACUGCGGAAGAAGUUGCAUAAUACUAUAUUGGAAUUGAAGGGGAAUAUCCGUGUAUUUUGUAGAGUGCGGCCUCAUUUAUCUGAUGAUAGUUCGAGUAACCAUGGGAAGGUUUUCUCUUAUCCAACACUAACGGAAUGCCUUGGACGCAACAUUGACAUGACACAAAAUGGGCAGAAGCAUUCUUUCAUUUUUGAUAAAGUAUUUAUGCCCAAUGCAUCACAAGAGGAAGUUUUUAUCGAAAUCUCACAACUUGUCCAAAGUGCUCUUGAUGGUUAUAAGGUUUGCAUUUUUGCUUAUGGGCAAACUGGCUCAGGUAAAACCUACACUAUGAUGGGCAAACCCGGACAGCCGGAUGAAAAAGGAUUAAUACCCCGGUCGUUGGAACAAAUAUUUCAAACUACGCAAGCUCUUCGACGUCAAGGCUGGAGAUACGAAAUGCAGGUCUCAAUGUUAGAAAUAUACAAGGAAACAAUCCGUGAUUUGCUAUCAAUAAACCGGGAUUCCUCUCGAACCGAAAACGGUGUUGUUGGAAAGCAAUAUAUGAUUAAACAUGACACAAACGGAAACACACAAGUCUCGGAUCUUACUAUUGUGGAUGUUCGAAGUAGUAGGGAGGUCUCGUUUCUUUUAGAACAAGCUUCUCAUAGCAGAUCAGUGGGGAAAACUCAAAUGAAUGAACAAUCAUCGAGAAGUCAUUUUGUUUUCACGAUGCGAAUAACCGGUGUUAACGAGAGCACUGAACAACAAGUACAAGGUGUCUUGAAUCUAAUUGAUCUCGCUGGAAGCGAGCGUCUUUCGAAAAGUGGUUCAACCGGAGACCGGUUAAAAGAGACUCAAGCCAUUAAUAAAAGUCUAUCGUCUUUAGCCGAUGUUAUAUUCGCAUUGGCAAAGAAGGAAGAUCAUGUACCAUUUAGGAACUCAAAGCUCACUUAUCUUCUUCAGCCCUGUCUAGGUGGGGAUUCGAAGACUCUGAUGUUUGUAAAUCUCUCCCCCGAAUCCUCUUCAGCCGGUGAAUCCCUGUGCUCUCUGCGUUUUGCAGCGAGGGUCAAUGCUUGUGAGAUAGGGACUCCCCGACGUCAACUCAACAUCCGGACUUCGGAUUCUCGAUUGAGCUAUGGUUGAUCUCGUGUACGGGUUUCACCUUUGUUUAGCCAUCUGUAUCGAUAUUGUAUUAGUAGAUUGAGAAAUGAGAGUGAUUGUUAACACGUAAUCAUCUGUAUAGUAGCCAUUGCUGCUGUAUUUUUAGCAUGCAGUCCCUUCACUUACUACA